GGGUGUGAUCGAUAAAGAAACUAAGAAUUCUAAUAAUGAAACAAAAAAUAAUCUUUGAAACGAAAAAGUUUAAUGCAUUUUUUGAAAAUUAAACAGUUUACAAACGAUAAAUUAUUUAAAUCUUUCGAACGUGAAACUCGAUAACGAGUUGAUCUAGUUCAGCCUUGCAAAUUAUGAACGGGUGUUUUGUUUACAAUUGGGUUGCGGUCUUGUUGCUAGCGGCUUGAAAAUAGUGUCUCUGUCUAUAGUUUGCUUCAUUCUUUUAUAAUUCAAUUUAUAUUUGCUUAAAAUGUCACUUUUUAUGAGAAUUGGCUCUACUUUUGUAAAGCAAGCAUCAUAUUUGAAAUCGACACCUAAAAUUUGUAUUUUUAAUGCAAGAGGUUUUUCUGCAGCGGCUAACUAUGAAUUUAUAAAAGUUGAGAAGACUGGUGAAAAGAAGAAUAUUGGUCUUAUCACUCUGAAUCGCAAGAAAGCCCUGAAUGCUCUUUGUGAUCCUUUAAUGCAGGAAAUCGCUACUGCUCUCGACACUUUAGAAGGUGACAAAGAAAUUGGAGCAAUAGUUAUAACUGGAAGUGAACGUGCAUUUGCUGCUGGAGCCGAUAUCAAACAAAUGCAGGAUUAUACAUUUGCUCAAGUUGCUUCUGGAAACUUUUUAUCAUCCUGGGACAGAGUGGCCAAUACUAAGAAACCAACCAUCGCUGCCGUGAAUGGAUUUGCAUUAGGUGGAGGCUGUGAAUUAGCAAUGAUGUGUGACAUUAUAUAUGCUGGUGAAAAUGCAAAAUUUGGUCAACCUGAAAUUCUUAUUGGUACAAUACCAGGUGCUGGUGGUACUCAAAGAUUAGUUAAAGCUGUUGGCAAAUCAAAAGCAAUGGAAGUUUGCUUGACCGGAGAUCAGUUUACGGCUCAGGAAGCUGAAAGAUGGGGUUUAGUCAGCAAAGUAUUUCCAACUGAUAAAGUUGUUGAUGAAGCAAUUAAACUGGGAGAGAAAAUUAGUUCUAAUUCAAAAUUGAUUGUAUCUAUUUGUAAAGAAUCUGUAAAUUAUGCUUUUGAAACUACUCUUGCUCAAGGUUUAAAAACUGAAAAGCGAUUGUUUCAUACCACUUUUGCUACAAGUGAUCGCCAGGAAGGAAUGAAUGCAUUUCUUGAAAAACGAAAGCCAAACUUCCAAGAUAAAUAAAUGACUUGGCAAAGACAAAUGACAAGAUUUGAGAUGUUCCUGUUUGUUAAUAUUAAUAAAUAUAUUUUUGUAAGAAUUAUAUUAAAUAGAAUAGCUAUUUUUAA
Parasteatoda tepidariorum (common house spider) is the source of this 1281-nucleotide messenger RNA. RefSeq names its product putative enoyl-CoA hydratase, mitochondrial. Lineage: Eukaryota; Metazoa; Arthropoda; Arachnida; Araneae; Theridiidae. The record is from RefSeq and is a predicted model, not a curated record. Gene Ontology annotation, molecular function: catalytic activity. Gene Ontology annotation, biological process: fatty acid beta-oxidation. Gene Ontology annotation, cellular component: mitochondrion.